GGCAGAGCGAGCGAGCGAGCGAGCGGGAGGGAAUUCAUUUUUCCAAAUGGCGACUUUAUCAAUUCCAUUCUCUCAGAAUGGUUUCUCUCGCAGGUUCUUCUCUGCAAAACACCCACCAGUUAUAGCCCCAUUUUCCCAUUCGCUCGCCCCUAUCAGUUGCUCAGCUAAUAGGAAUGGGGCAGAACCAAGAGAGAGCUUGUCACCCUCCAAGCAUAUUGGCUCUGUAGCUUGUGGUCUUCUUGCUGUUUGGGCUUUGACAAAUACCUCUCCUGCGUUUGCAGCUAAUCAGAGGCUUCCUCCACUGUCGACAGAACCCAACCGAUGUGAGCGUGCUUUUGUUGGCAACACAAUAGGUCAAGCAAAUGGUGUGUAUGAUAAGCCAAUUGAUCUUCGUUUCUGUGACUACACAAAUGAAAAGAGCCAGUUAAAAGGGAAAUCUCUUGCUGCUGCGUUGAUGUCAGAAGCAAAGUUUGAUGGUGCAGACCUCUCUGAAGUGGUGAUGUCAAAAGCUUAUGCUGUUGGAGCCAGCUUCAAGGGUGUUGAUUUCUCGAAUGCAGUUCUAGACAGAGUAAAUUUUGGAAAAGCCAAUCUCCAAGGAGCUUUGUUCAAGAACACUGUACUUUCAGGGUCCACAUUUGAUGAUGCUGAGUUACAAGAUGCAGUUUUUGAGGACACAAUCAUAGGCUACAUUGAUCUUCAGAAGCUUUGUGUAAAUCCAACUAUCAGUCCUGAAGGAAGAGCUGAAUUGGGAUGUCGAUGAUUUCAAUACAGUUUUUAUAGUUUCACCAUAUGUAUUGUAUUGUAUAAACAACUUGAUGAGUUUGGUAAGUAAUACAUCUUCAAAGAGAGAACCCCCUCUCCCAUUGAAGCAUUAUUGCUGUUUUCUACUUUC
Cucurbita pepo subsp. pepo (vegetable marrow) is the source of this 892-nucleotide messenger RNA. RefSeq names its product thylakoid lumenal 17.4 kDa protein, chloroplastic. NCBI's taxonomy places the organism in Eukaryota, Viridiplantae, Streptophyta, Magnoliopsida, Cucurbitales, Cucurbitaceae. The record is from RefSeq and is a predicted model, not a curated record.